Messenger RNA from Oncorhynchus nerka (sockeye salmon), 1082 nucleotides. Its product is annotated as kelch-like protein 14. Bases 72 to 1082 code for a protein of 336 amino acids. Gene Ontology annotation, cellular component: neuron projection; neuronal cell body; endoplasmic reticulum. The record is from RefSeq and is a predicted model, not a curated record. The transcript has 2 exons. Gene Ontology annotation, molecular function: protein binding. NCBI's taxonomy places the organism in Eukaryota, Metazoa, Chordata, Actinopteri, Salmoniformes, Salmonidae.
UGGGCUAUCGGUAGGCUAAAUGGCUUGCAUGGUGUAUUUGUUGCCUAGGUGGCGUUAACAGUCAGGAAGUCAUGUCCAGAUCCGGUGAUAGAACCUCCACCUUUGACCCUACACACAGUGACACCCUGCUGCACGGGCUCAACCUGCUAUGGAGGAAACAGCUUUUCUGUGAUGUGACUCUCACUGCCCAGGGACAGCAGUUCCACUGCCACAAAGCCGUGCUGGCAUCCUGCUCACAGUAUUUCAGGUCUCUCUUCUCCAGCAGUCAUAUGCUCAACAACGAGGGGACCAACAACAACAAGGACCAGGGGAGCAGUGGUACCCCGUCUUCCUCCCCAGAUGACAAGCUGAUGGCCAGCCCCCGGUCCAUCAACAACUUAGUCCUUCAGGGCUGCUCCUCCAUCGGACUACGGCUAGUGCUGGAGUACCUGUACACUGCCAAUGUCACGCUCUCCCUGGACACUGUGGAAGAGGUGCUCUCGGUCAGCAAGAUCCUCAACGUCCCUCAGAUCACCAAGCUCAGCGUGCAGUUCCUCAACGACCAGAUCUCUGUGCAGAACUACAAGCAGAUCUGCAAGAUCGCGGCGCUGCACGGCUUGGACGAGACCAAGAAGCUGGCCAACAAAUACCUGGUGGAAGAUGUGCUGCUGCUGAACUUUGAGGAGAUGUGCGCCAUGCUGGAUGCUCUGCCGCCCCCGGUGGAGUCGGAGCUGGCCCUCUUCCAGAUGUCGGUCCUCUGGCUGGAGCAUGACCGGGAGACUCGCAUGCACUACGCCCCGGACCUGAUGAAGAGGCUGCGCUUCGCCCUCAUCCCGGCCCCAGAGCUGGUGGAGAGGGUGCAGUCGGUUGACUUCAUGAGGAGUGACCCUGUAUGCCAGAAGCUGCUGAUGGACGCCAUGAACUACCACCUGAUGCCCUUCAGACAGCACUGCAGGCAGACCACAGCCAGCAGGAUUCGUUCCAAUAAGAGGAUGCUGUUGUUGGUGGGUGGCUUGCCUCCUGGACCUGAUCGACUCCCCAGUAAUCUGGUCCAGUACUACGAUGACGAGAAGAAGACAUGGAAGAUCCUCACUAGUGAGUAG